Molecule: messenger RNA, 3459 nt
Organism: Drosophila takahashii
Lineage: Eukaryota; Metazoa; Arthropoda; Insecta; Diptera; Drosophilidae
Biological process (GO): proteolysis
Molecular function (GO): zinc ion binding; metallocarboxypeptidase activity
Source: RefSeq, a predicted model, not a curated record
CACCAAUGGGACAUGUCUCAUUACGGUUCACAGUCAGAUCCCGCUAAGAUGUACAACGCGAGAUCGCGUGGCAACGCAGCCAUUAACGAGGGGAUUUCCCCCAAAAGAAUUCUGGCCAUCGGCUCUCUACUCCUCGUCCUUGGCUUCAACCAGGUGGCUUCGAUGUCGCUGGAUCGCCUGGCUCUCGAGAGGAACGAGCUGCCGGCGGAUCAGCAGCCAACCCAAGAUGUUCUGGUGGACGACAUGAAACUCACCUCCAUUCCAUCCGCCGACUCAUCGGACAUGUAUAUGCUGGUUCCCGAGACGGUGGCCAGCCAACUGGAGGACACCGAGCAUGUGAAUCGCAACUCCAUCGAAGCCGAUCCCGAAACGGAUCCCUCAUCCGGACAGUCCUCCGCCUCCUCCUCCUCCGACAUGCUGAUGCUGGAGAGCGACUCCAGUCCAGCCAUGCAGCUGGUCGAGCUGCCCAGCGACAUUACGGUGGCCGAAUCCCAGCCAGAAACGGAGCAAUAUCAUCAGCAGCCCGAGUCGAUUGAGGAGCAUGUGGUGCUGAUGAAGCCCCUCAGCCAGGAGGCUCAGCUGGAGGAAACGAUGGACUUGGCCACCGAGGCGGCACCACUGCCCCUUCAAGAUGAUGAAGAGGAAUUAGAGUCUCCAGCUGCCACCGAGAAGGAAGCCGAAGCACAGAUAAUGGACGAUCAGUUGCCCGAGGAAUCAGAAUCGCAGCCGGAACAGGUGCAACCAGAGGAAUCCCAGCCAGAAAGCGAAGUCGAACAGGCGGAGAAAAAGCAGGAGGUUGAAGCUCAGCCAGAGAUGGAAUCUCAGCCAGCUGUGGAGGAUGUCAACCAACCAGAAAUGGAAGCCCAGCCUGAAAGUGAAUCUCAGCCAGAGGUUGAAGCUCAGCCAGAAGUUGAAUCUCAGCCAGAAGUUGAAUCCCAGCCAGAAGUGGAAACCCAACCCGAAACUGAAUCCCAGCCAGAAAAGGCAACCGAAGUUGAGAAAGCCAGCGACAAUGAGGUGGACACCACGGAGGCUUCUCUGAUGGAAACCCUGGUCGAGGGCCUGGAAAAUGGUCUCACCGCAGCCAUGGACAAUCUGGUGCCCGAGGAAUUGGCCGAGGCCAGUGAGAACAAGGAGCCAGAGGCAGAGGAAGCCGAGGAGCAGCAGUUGGCAGUCACCGAGGCCAUCGACGAGCAGGCAGUUCCGGAAGUUGAGCAGCAAAAGGUAGAGGAACCCGAGCAGAUCACCCUGGCCGAUGAGCCGGAGGAAGAGAUUGCUCAGGCCUCGAAUGCAGAACCAGUCGAGAUUGCUCCAGCUGAAGUUCCCGCAGAAACCAAACCUGAAGAGGAAACUCAAACGGAGGAUGAAGCUAAGCCACUGGAAGAAUCCAAGCAAGAGGAGGAAGUCAAGGGUCAAGAGGAAGCCAAGCCAGAGGAGGAGUCUCAGAAUGAUGCGGAGAUUCAGUCGGCGAUCAAUGAAGUGAAACCUGAGGAAAUUCCAGCUGAAAUCUUAGGUGAAGUUCCAGCUGAAACUCCUGCUGAAAUUCCUGCUGAAAUUCCUGCUGAAAUUCCUGCUGAAAUUCCAGCUGAAAUUCCUGCCGAAGUUCCUGUUGAAACCCAUGCCGAAAUCCCUGCCGAAACUCCUGACGAAACUCCUGCCGAAACCCCUGCGGAAACCCCUGCCGAAACCCCUGCCGAAACCCCUGUGGUAACCAAUGGAGAAGUUCCAGCUGAAAUAAUUGCUGAAACUCCAGCUGAAACGCCUGAAGAAGUUCCAGCUGAAAUUCCUGCAGAAACCCCUGCUGAAAUCCCAGCUGAAACCCAAUCGGACGCCAUCCAAACCGAACCCGAAGUGGAGAAGCAGGUCCAGCAAGAUGAGAAGGAAACCAAGCCCGAGGAAUCCUCCUCCCUGCUGACCACCAUCAUCCCCAUGGUUGGCCCACCCCAGCCUCAGGUGCCCAUCCCAUCGCAGCCCAUCCAGGUGCAGGAUAGUGUGCUCAACUACGUCAACGCCUCGUUCCUGCAGCAGCAGCCAUCGGAAGCGGAUCUGCCCAAGACGGAGGAGGAGUCGCCGUUCAAUGCCCACCUGAGACGCUAUGAUGGAGCCCAAGUAUGGCGCAUUGUGGUCCAAACCGACAAGGACAAGCGAAUGGCCGAUGAACUGCAGUCCAAAUAUGAUGGCCAACUGUGGAAGGAGGUCAAGCAGGAGGUGGACUACCUGCUGAAACCCCAAGUUUUGGCCGCCGCCGAGCGUCACAUUCGCGCUGCUAAUCUUUCCCGCAUUGUUCUCAUCGACAAUCUGCAGCAUGUCAUCGAAAAGGAAAACCCGCCAGCGGAGAAGAUUGCUGAACUCCAAAACAGAAAGGGACACCGCCUCACCUGGCAGGCCUACCAUCGUCUGGAGGACAUUCAUGGCUUCAUUGACUACAUGGCCAAGACAUAUCCCGAUAUUUGCUCCACUGAGAUCAUCGGUUACUCGGUGGAGAAGCGACCCCUGAAGAUUCUUAAGAUUUCCAAUGGCAAUGCCCGCAAUCCCGGCGUCUGGAUCGAUGGUGGCAUGCAUGCCCGCGAGUGGAUCAGUCCGGCCACGGUCACCUAUAUCGCCAACCAGCUGGUCGAGGGCUGGGAGGAUCUGCCCGAGCACAUGCGCAGCAUCAACUGGUACAUCCAUCCGGUGGCCAAUCCCGAUGGCUACGAGUAUUCCCACACCACCGAUCGCCUGUGGCGCAAGAAUAUGCGUGCCCAUGGUCGCCAGUGUCCCGGCGUGGAUCUCAAUCGGAACUUUGGCUACAAAUGGGGCGGCAAGGGCACCUCGGCCAGUCCCUGCUCGCAGACCUAUCGCGGCAGCAAGGCCUUCUCCGAGCCGGAGACCUUCUACAUCUCCAAGUUCAUCAGCGGCUUCCCCAGGGAGACCUUCCAGGCGUACCUCUCGUUCCACAGCUACGGACAGUAUAUCUUGUAUCCUUGGGGCUACGACUACCAGCUAACCCAGGAUCGUGCCGAUCUGGAUCGAGUGGCGCGACAGGCGGGAACGAGCAUCACCAAGUCGACGGGCGUGAAGUACACCGUGGGAUCCUCCGCCACCACUUUGUAUCCCGCCGCCGGAGGCUCCGAUGAUUGGGCCAAGGGCAUUGCGGGCAUCAAGUACGCCUACACCAUCGAAAUGGGCGACACCGGACGGUAUGGCUUCGUCCUGCCCGCCCGGUUCAUCCAGUACAAUGGCAAGGAUGGCGUUACCUUCGCCGACACGGUGGCCAGGGCGAUUGCCCAGGGACGCGGAAAGUCGGUGGCCAGGAACAGCAGUGGCAGCCGGAGGCGUCGCCACUAGUCCAGUUCACUUAGCUCAAUGCGAUUUUUUUGUAAAUCAGCGUAAUGAUUCUUUUUUUUUUUUGCUAUUUAUAUGAAUACUAUUUAUUUAUUUAUUUAUUCUAGUUGUAACUAGACAAAUUGAACACACACA